Dermacentor silvarum is the source of this 5660-nucleotide messenger RNA. RefSeq lists its product as uncharacterized. NCBI's taxonomy places the organism in Eukaryota, Metazoa, Arthropoda, Arachnida, Ixodida, Ixodidae. The coding region runs from base 128 to 1057 and encodes 309 amino acids. The transcript has 4 exons. The record is from RefSeq and is a predicted model, not a curated record.
CAGUAGCGGUUGACAAGGCGGCAGGAUUUGACGCAGAACAGAACGCAGAAGUUGGUCCUUAUUCUAUGACGCAGACUUUUGUCGGCAGGUGCUUCCUUUGAAGAGCACUUGACAGUGCCUGGUCGACAUGGCUGGAAUAUCGGCAGCCAACCUCCUGACAUGCCGAGACGCCUCUAUGCUGCUAAGUGCAUUUAACAUGGUCGCCAACGACGACAGAAGCGGCGAGGUGAAGCAGUUGUUUUUCGCCCCCGGACGCCAGCGCUUCGAGCUCCUUCGCUGGGUGCUCACCGCCAUCGACCCGACGGGAAAAACCGAGCGAGAACUGGGGGCCGGCGACGAGAGCUUAGAGGCGCUGAUAGAGCGCAUAACGUCGGUGCUGAAGAAGCUGAACCCGGCACGCGCCCGGGAGUUCGCCGCUUUCGCGGUAGGCACGGCCACCUACAGCGACCAGACGCGCCUCUGGCGUUCGCUUCUAGGGACGGCCGAGAUGGUCCAGAACUCCGAGGGGUCUUCGGCGUCGUCGACGUUUACCAGACCGGGCACCGCACGCAUCACCUUCAAGCCCACGGUGGCUUCCACGCCCAUGCCACAGGUUGAGCCAUCUGUGGCGUCGUCGUCCUCAGUCAAGCAUGAAGGGAAGGCUGCCAAGUGUCUCUGGCACUCUGACAGUGGAUCCGGGCCCAGUGCUAAGUUGGUAGUCGCAGAAGAGGACCCUCUGGAGAAGCUAAUUCAGAAGCUCGAGGAAUCAAUCUGCAUCGACAAGACCAAGUUGGCUGCUGCAGCCGCGUCGCAGGAGCCCGAGGAACCACCACUCGACGACCAGCAUUGUGCCAGCUACCGCCAGGCUGCCGAACGACUCGUCCGGGCCAGCCAAUGCCUGAUCCAGGGGCAGCCUUCUCGUGUUCCCCCUCUGGUGUUGGACGACGAAGACAGGGAGGUCGUCCCAGCGGCCAGGACUUCCCUCGGGGCCCUGCAGCGCAACUUGUUGCAUGCAACACUGCUCAAUGCCCUCGAAGGCCAUGCAAAGAACAGGCCACGAGGCACUCGGUUCAAGUAGAACUGAAUUAUAUAGUAUGUGUAUUGCAAUGAACUUUGUUCCACUUGAGGCUUGUAUUAAAUUCAUGUUUUAGAACUUGUAUAAAUUAUGUAUUUUACUUUAUUUUUAAUGUAAAAUUGUAUAGGGGAGUAUAGAUUAUAAAUUACGAGUGGGGUUGCCAUCUAUAGGAUUGCAGGAUCUAUAGGACAUUGUCAAACUUCUUGUCCCUGCUGCCUGCAUUUUCUGUCUACACUUGAAAAUUUGAACAGUAAACUGAAACCAGGUCCUUUCGGAAACGGGCGGCCAUCUGCGACACCCCGUGCUCUGUCGCUUUAAAGUUGAAUUCAAACCAGAUCUAAUUUCCCGGUGCAUGCCAGCAGUUGUCGCUUGCAGUUCAUUCGAAGUGGAAGGACAUGACAGAAUUCAGCAGUGGUCAAAUCUCCAGAUCGAAUCCCAUAGUUCAAUGCAAUGUUUUGGUUGUUCGUUUUGAAAAGGAGUAGAUCGAGGCAGCAUUUACCAUUUGUUUGUCCAUUCUUCAUAUUUCUCAUUCGUGUACAUAAACAUGACGUUAUUUUUACGCAUUUCACCUAAAUUUUAACCUAUCACUUCGUAUGUACACGAAGUGUCUUAUUUACACUUGUACACUGUUGUAAACAAAUAAAUCUAUGCUUAUAAACACGUUUUCACUGCUCUGGUGCUUAAAGGGCAACUCCGGCGAUUUUUUUACCAUGUCAACGUAAUGGAAUAUUUAGGUUCCCGAGACCCUCCUGUGACGUGGCUGAUAAAAUUGUUCCACAAAUUUGAACAUAAUUUUAAAUAAGCAAAAAAGCACAAAACCGAAACCUGACCAAGCAGUCGAGCGAACCUCUUCGUGUGACGUCACGAGUGCACCCCCGGCGGGGAAGGCAUGCGACGCAUGCCGGUCUCGCCUGCGGGGCGAACGAAACCGGCGAAGAGCAGACGCUCGGCUUAUAUAUGACCGCGCCGGACCUUCGGGUGACAUUUUAAGCUGCACCACCUCUUCGGAACAGUGACACCUAUGAUUCUGACGAAUUCAAUAGCCACGAAUCGCCGUUCGCAUUCGACCCACCACCACAAGAGCCAGCGCCUAUGUGCAACUUAUCGCGCUGCAACGUGAAGACCAAGCGUAACCCUAACCACUGAUUUUAUACGUGCUGCUUGCUAUUUUAGGUGUUUUACCCCUUCUGAGGAAAGCGCUUGGUAUCCUAACUAAGUUGUGGAGGACGUCUUUCCGCACUUGUAUCCCGCAAGCACGCAGCUGACAGUCCAAAACACCGAUCCGGUGCAUUUGUUUACAUCGGCAGGUACAUCGACCGCUCUUCGUUCGCUUUAGAUAUAAUGCUAGCCACUCAUCAGUGCCAUCAAAUAAUUUCAGAACAUGGCAAAACACGCCGAUUUUGUGCAUGUAAGCACCAUUGCGCGUUGCUUCUGAGUUGCGCUGAGAUGAGCGACCACACACCUUUGAAAACAGCGAGCGGGAGGCCGUAGUAUGGGAGCGUUCUUAUGCUGCCUACUUAUCGUUCUUUGUAUUCUCUUCAUGCACACAAUGUAUCCCAUAAGUAGAUACAGACGAGCACUUUGCGCGUAUCAUCGUUCAUUUAGAGAACACAUCGUUUUGGAGCGGAAACGCCGAUGUAACACCGUUGGCAGCUGUAUGAGGCGGUUGUUUACGCUGCGGUAUUGAAGGGUUCUCCGCUUGCUGCCAAUUCAGGGUAUACGAGGCAAACAGUGCACUUUGGAAGCUAAAUAAUGAGUCAGCACAACAAUUAUUACGUAAAAAUAAACCCAUGUUCGUAGUCAGAUUUAAUUUAGGGAUGCGCCGGCGAGUGUGCGACUGGCCGCCUUCGAGAACGGCAACGUGUGGUUGUUGCUAGCAUGUCGUGUUGUCGCUUCAAGCUUAUUGCGUGUGCACUGUACGAAAUGAGGAAUAGUUUAUUCUAAAUCCGUAUGGUCAAAACAACUACAGAAGCAGUUUUCAUCCUAAUGGCUUAAUUAGCUUCAGGUCAGUCGCUCAGGUCUGCCAGCAAUAUAGGCGCACGUACUCGGCAACUGUGUUACAGGCUUAACCUCGGCUGAACGCGAUCGGCAUCGGCUCAAACUGUGUGCGGAUGGUGAGGGCUGAAUUCAUGCAGCCAACAACGCGACCCCAUUUACCGCCGCCCCCAUCACUUGCCCGCGUCCACAGGAAACGCAACUUCUCGUGCCAAGCACUAGCUCACGAUCGUCGACUCCUCCACGCUUUCGCCGCUGUCAUCUGCAUGAUCCGGCAUGCUCUGCGUGGAACAUUCCUGAUGUCACUCGCAAUGUGGCCUGUAACUGAGGAGGAGGUAAGGUAGGGUGUUCGAGGCAGUUAAAUAAAUUCAUUUGUAAAAAAAAAUCUGUGCAACUCUCAAACCUGCUUUUUUGAGGACAUGACAGAAGUGUGCGGAGUAACGUAGCCAGCGAAUUUCGACAUACACUGACAUCGAAAAAUCACCGGAGUUUCCCUUUAACAGGAUCCAAGGCCACACCUGCCUUGGCAGAGAUGUAUGUAUGGAUAUGCUGGGUGUCUCGCAUAAUUUGUGCCAAAACUAAAAAGUAUGCAAGUGCCAUGUAGUUGCACAGAACCUAGGUAACAUUGCUUGCCAUCACUUGCAGCAAGUAGGAAAACACUUUUAUGUAGCAUGUAUGCAGCAACAACAAGCUGGAUCUGUAAUUUUUCAGGGUGGUCUCCAAUUUUCUAAUUGACACUUUUGCUCGGAAUAUAUUUAUGUGAUUGGGCGAAGUACAAAAAAUUGUCUGACUUGCUCCAAAGCAAUGGCAAACAAAUUACCUUGGUUCUGUCCAGCAACAUGGCACUUGCAUAUUUUGAUUUUGCUGGAAGUUAAUGGGACACAUGGUAUGUUUAUAUGCAUUCAUGUAUUUGUACAUUUUUGUUUGGCCAGAAAAUGAGUGCUUCUACUUAUAAGUUAUCGCUAAUACUAUGGCAAGCCCACAAUUUCUCAUUAGUUUUGACACGUGUUGUUUAUCUGUUGAGGUGCAUUGCAACAAGUGUGUACACCUAGUGCCAAUUUUGUGGAUAUCGUAAUAAUUUUGUUGAGCACUACCUGUGUGUUUUGUAAGGUGAUGGGAGGCUGAUAGCUUUGCGUUCGCACAAUGGCUGCCUAAUUUGCAUCUGUUGCACACCAGUCUCAGAUGUUUGACUCGCAGGUUAGAGAUUAUGCAACUUAAGCAAUGAGAGGUGGAUUGAUGGUGUGAAUCCAUAGCGGCGUGUGGGAACAGCAAACUAAGGAUUACAGAAAAAUUAUUCACAUCCCACACACAGUGGGAAUCAAUGCUAUGCGAAGCAUUUUGCAGCUAGCUGGCUCUCCAGCAUCCUUUUGCGUUCUGCAAUGCACUACCAGAUGGACCAACGUGUUUGUGUAAGGCAAAUUGCACAUGUGACAGCAGCAAGAUUGUACGAAGGUGAUAGCAUGGUGACCGUUUUUGUUUUUUAAUCCAGGGAAGAAAUGUUGCUUGCUGCAUUACAACUGAAAUCCCGAAUCCACUACAAUGUUGUAGAACACCUACGUAGCAUUAGUCUGUAUGAUGAAAGGACUGGGGAAUGUACAUGGAAGGAGAAAAGAACUAGGAUAGAGGCUUUCUGCAACACAAUUGAAGCCAAACGAGUUGGCUCGACAUGUGAUCAUCACUUCAGAGGGCAUGGUAGGUUUUAGCGCUCCCGGUCCGUCCAUGCUCUGCAGACACGGAAGCCGAUUUAAAAGUGUGCAUUGAUGAAAAAAUUGUGAAGCAACGCUCAAGUUGAGCGGUUACUUAAAUGCUUUACAACUAAAGGCAAUGCAUACAAUUUCGUUUAUGUUCGUCCAAGGCAACGUGUAAUCUCAUGGAAUGUAUGUUCAAGCACCACAAAGGUCACGACUUGAAUUUUGUGCAAUUUUUUGUGUUCACGCACUGCACCUCCACGGGCUAUUCCGAAUCGGAAACGCCAAAUCUGGUAGAUGUGCAGAUUUGACAGAUUGUGUUUGUGCAGCAGGUGCCAUGCCAGUUCUGCACUGGCAGGAACCAGUUCACAACAUGCAGGGUGAAUCAAAUGGACCCUAAGUAAAUCAAGUAACCCGUUAAAUAAAGCAUUGAAAGAGUUGGUGCACGCUCACGAUUAUGUUGCGCUGAGAGAACCUUUUCUCUUAACAAAAAUAAAAAGUUGGUAGUUUAGCGCUUUGUUCGUCUGCGUCCUUGUUCCCUUCUUUGUAGUCUUUUACCCAUGUAAAACUCAGUGCACUGUAAUUGUGACAGUUAAAUGUGAUUCGCCAUUUGAUUAACCGAUCGGUCUGCUUUAGGGAUGCCUGCGAGCCAGCAUUAUAUGUUCAGGUUUUAUGUAGGAGGUGUUUUUGUUUCGGACAGAGGUGCGCACGCUUGGUCAGCAUAUAAAUGUUAAAUGAGCCACUUUGCGGGUAUGUUCAUGUAACCUCUGUGCAUACCGCCAUAAAUAUAACCGCCAAGAUAGCAACCGAACCAGCAGCCCGGAAGCCACGUCAAACCAGGGUACGUAGGCAAAAAAGGCACCUCUGUAAAACCUUCUGCAACCAAACAUUCGCAGCCAAUGUGGUGAGACUCUGGGGGAGGG